AUGUAUUACAAAGGAAUGUACCACCUGUUCUACCAGUACAACCCCAAGGGGGCCGUGUGGGGGAACAUCGUGUGGGCCCACUCGGUCUCCGAGGACCUGGUCAACUGGAAAAAGGUCCCGCACGCAAUCUACCCGUCCAAGCCUUUCGACAAAUACGGGUGCUGGUCCGGGUCGGCGACGAUCCUACCCGGAAACCGGCCCAUCAUCCUCUACACGGGCAUCGUCGACGAAAACAACACCCAAGUCCAAAACUACGCAGUCCCAGCAAACCUAUCCGACCCGUACCUUCGCGAGUGGGUCAAGCCUGAUAACAACCCGCUCAUAGUCGCAGACCCGUUCACCAACUCGACCUCUUUCCGGGACCCGACAACAGCCUGGCUUGGGCCCGACGGGAAGUGGAGAAUCGCGAUUGGCAGCAGGAGGAAGCACAGAGGCCUUGCGGUUUUGUACAGGAGUCGGGACUUUAUGACGUGGAGAAAGGCCAAGCACCCGUUGCAUUCGACAGGUGGCACGGGGAAUUGGGAGUGUCCCGAUUUUUUCCCUGUCUCGCCAUCUGGUGGGCUCGAUGCUUCUUCGGUUUUGGGCUCCAAAGUGAAGCAUGCGUUUAAAGUGAGCUUGGACGAGACUAGAUAUGAGUACUACACUAUAGGUACCUAUAAUGUUGACAAGGAUAGGUAUGUUCCGGACGAGGGCAUGGUGGACGGGUGGAACGGGUUGAGAUUCGAUUAUGGGAACUUUUAUGCUUCCAAGUCGUUUUUCGACCCGAGAAAGAAUAGAAGGAUUUUGUGGGGUUGGGCGAAUGAGUCCGAUUCUACCGACAAUGACGUCAACAAAGGAUGGGCUGGUAUUCAGCUUAUACCACGUACGAUUGUGCUCGACCCAAAUGGCGACCAACUGUUGCAGUGGCCCGUAGAGGAAGUUGAAACACUGAGAAGGAACAAGGUUCGAUUGAGCAACCGCAGGCUCGAAAAGGGCGAAAACUUGGAAAUCAAAGGAAUUACAGCUGCACAAGCUGACGUGGACGUCACCUUCUCGUUCGAUAGCUUGGACAAGGCUGAGCCGUUUGAUCCAAAGUGGGAUAGAUAUGAUGGGCAAAAGCUGUGUAGCCAAAAGGGCUCGACCGUGCGAGGUGGAUUGGGCCCGUUUGGGCUGCUCACGUUAGCCUCAAGAAACCUGGAGGAAUAUACCCCUGUUUUCUUCAGAGUAUUCAAGGAUCAACACAAGAAGCAUGUUGUUCUUUUGUGCUCGGAUGCGUCAAGGCGUGUUCUCGUCUCGUCGACUCUAAUGGAUGGCAAGACGUACAUGAAGGAUGGUAAACCGGCAUACCGGCCCUCAUUUGCAGGGUUUGUCAAUGUUGACUUGAAAGACAAGAAGCUUUCUCUCAGGAGCUUGAUUGAUCAUUCUGUUGUGGAGAGUUUCGGUGCCGGGGGCAAAACGGUCAUUACGUCCAGAGUAUAUCCGGUUCUCGCGUUAUAUGCGAAUGCACAUUUGUACGCGUUCAAUAAUGGGACCGAGGCUGUGAAGAUCGAGCGAUUGAGUGCCUGGUCGAUGAGCAAGCCUCUGCAGAUGAACCAUUGA
This is a messenger RNA of Striga hermonthica, 1578 nucleotides long. The record is from the annotation of a GenBank genome assembly. NCBI's taxonomy places the organism in Eukaryota, Viridiplantae, Streptophyta, Magnoliopsida, Lamiales, Orobanchaceae.